Molecule: messenger RNA, 3735 nt
Organism: Lipotes vexillifer (Yangtze River dolphin)
Lineage: Eukaryota; Metazoa; Chordata; Mammalia; Artiodactyla; Lipotidae
Gene: PEX5L
Product: peroxisomal biogenesis factor 5 like
Exons: 15
Coding region: 323-2203 (626 amino acids)
Biological process (GO): protein import into peroxisome matrix, docking
Cellular component (GO): cytosol; peroxisomal membrane
Molecular function (GO): protein binding
Source: RefSeq, a predicted model, not a curated record
GAGAAAGUGUUCGGCGGAGAAGGAGUGAGUUUUAGAGACGCCCGGCGAGCAGGACCUGCGCCUGCGGGAGAGCGUGGCCGCCUGGGCUCCUCGCCUCCUCUGCUUGCUCUCCUGUGUCCGCUUUCAGAACCCCGAGCGAAGAACAGUUCCCGGCAGCCCGCAGCGCUGUCAAGGGACCGCCGCUGGCCAGGCUACCUGCAGCCUUGACCUGGCUCAGGGGCACCCUCUGAGAACCCAUCUUCUCCCCUCUGUUGGUGUGCAAGUCAACACGGGGGGGAAAGCAUCCGGCAGCCUCAGGGAGCCCUAAAGAAGCUGAAGCAGAAUGUACCAGGGACACAUGCAGAAAAGUAAAGAAAAAGGAUAUGGAAAACUAAGCAGUGAUGAAGACCUGAAAAUAAUUGUUGAUCAAAAGCAGGGAAAAGGCUCUAGGGCGGCAGAUAAGGCUGUUGCCAUGGUGAUGAAGGAGAUACCGAGGGAGGAGUCUGCUGAAGAAAAGCCCCUCCUUACUAUGACAUCACAGCUGGUGAAUGAACAGCAAGAAAGCAGACCCCUCCUGAGUCCCUCCAUCGAUGAUUUUCUCUGUGAAACCAAAUCGGAGGCAAUAGCAAGGCCAGUAACGUCCAACACAGCCGUAUUGACCACAGGUUUAGAUCUCCUUGACCUGAGUGAACCCAUCUCUCAAACCCAAACCAAAGCCAAGAAGUUGGAGGCCUCAUCGAAAACCUCAUCCCUCAAGAAAAAGGCUGAUGGGCCUGACCUCAUCAGUGCGGAUGCUGAGCAGAGAGGCCAGGCUCUCCGAAACUUAGAGAUGGCAUCCCUAGACUUAGACAUUCAAACACAACUGGAAAAAUGGGAUGAUGUUAAGUUUCAUGGAGAUCGAAAUAGCAAGGGACAUCCCAUGGCAGACAGAAAAUCAAGCUCAUCUAGAACUGGAUCAAAAGAACUUUUAUGGUCCUCAGAGCACAGAUCUCAGCCAGAGCUGAGUGGUGGGAAAAGCGCCCUGAACUCUGAGUCGGCUGCGGAGCUGGAAUUGGUGCCUCCAACACAGGCUCGACUGACCAAAGAACAGCGCUGGGGAAGUGCAUUGCUUUCCAGAAACCACUCCUUAGAAGAGGAAUUUGAAAGGGCAAAAGCAGCAGUGGAGUCAGAUACAGAGUUUUGGGAUAAGAUGCAAGCCGAAUGGGAAGAAAUGGCCCGGAGGAACUGGAUAUCGGAGAACCAAGAAGCCCAGAACCAGGUUACAAUCUCAGCUAGCGAGAAGGGAUAUUACUUUCACACUGAAAACCCCUUCAAGGACUGGCCUGGAGCAUUUGAAGAAGGUUUAAAAAGGCUGAAGGAAGGAGACCUGCCAGUUACCAUCCUGUUCAUGGAGGCAGCAAUUCUUCAGGACCCUGGAGAUGCAGAGGCAUGGCAGUUCCUCGGGAUAACCCAGGCAGAGAAUGAAAAUGAACAAGCAGCUAUUGUCGCCCUCCAGAGGUGCUUAGAAUUGCAGCCCAACAACUUGAAAGCUUUGAUGGCUUUGGCUGUGAGUUACACUAACACCGGACAUCAGCAGGAUGCCUGUGAAGCUUUAAAGAAUUGGAUUAAGCAAAAUCCAAAGUACAAAUACCUUGUGAAGAGCAAGAAGGGGUCUCCAGGCCUCACCCGGCGGAUGUCAAAGUCUCCCGUUGAUAGCUGUGUUCUGGAAGGAGUGAAGGAAUUAUAUCUAGAAGCUGCCCACCAAAAUGGAGAUAUGAUCGACCCAGACCUACAGACAGGCCUGGGGGUACUGUUCCACCUGAGGGGAGAAUUUAAUAGAGCAAUAGAUGCAUUUAAUGCUGCCUUAACUGUUCGGCCAGAGGACUAUUCAUUAUGGAACCGCCUCGGGGCGACCUUGGCAAACGGAGACCGCAGCGAGGAAGCCGUGGAGGCCUACACACGAGCACUGGAGAUUCAGCCAGGCUUCAUCCGGUCCAGAUACAACCUGGGGAUAAGCUGCAUCAACCUGGGCGCCUACAGAGAAGCGGUCAGCAAUUUUCUCACUGCCCUCAGUUUGCAAAGAAAGAGCAGGAAUCAACAGCAAGUUCCUCAUCCUGCAAUCUCUGGGAAUAUCUGGGCUGCCCUCAGAAUUGCCCUCUCUCUGAUGGACCAACCGGAACUCUUCCAGGCAGCUAAUCUCGGUGACCUGGAUGUCCUCCUGAGAGCUUUCAACUUGGAUCCUUGAUGGAAAAGAAAAAAAUAAAAAGAAUCCCUGAUCUGUGUAAUUGUACUGAGAAAUGCAAAACUAUUUCAUUAUGAAUUCCAAAAAGGAUAAAAAGGAUGUUCAAAAGGCUAUGGUGAUAUAACCCAGUGGAAUUCCUACAGACAAUGCCCAGUCUCUGUUCAGAUCCAAAAGCACAAAACAUUAUAUAGUCAAGGUCGGGCUCAGAAGAAUUGAUAGACACAAACCAAGAUUAAGUAACUGUGUGAAUACUCUUCACAAGCUGCAAGCAUAUUGCAAGUUUGUUCUUUGGGGUUUUGUCCCCACUUGCAGCUGAUGACACAUCUAAGGAACUUGCUCAUGGGACACCUGGAGAAAGCACUGCCUUGGAUCAGGGAAUUGUGUUUCUGAACUGUCCCCUGAAAUUCCCCCUUUUACCAGAUUGAACAUAGUUUGGGCCAAGGUGCAUGCACAUAUAUUAACUCUUGACUGAAGAGAGGCAUUGCUUAAACCUGUUCCAAUUUUAACUUUUAUUGUUGCCCUUUGAUUCCAGAGAGGGAGCUUUGCUGGCAAAAGCAGUUUUUGCACUAGAAAUUUUUGCUCUUCCCAAUCAAAACUUUUCUGGGAUUGUAUAUAUGCACUUUAAUAUUUUUGCCUUGCUGGAGUUAUGUUUCGUUGCUCCAAUUUUUAACCUGGAGGUAAAAGAUUAGAGAACUCAGCCUUGUUUGAUCAACGGACCAAAUAACAAUUCCUGAAAAUAGUUUUUCAUAGCGUAGGGUUUUGAAGGAACGUUUUUCUUAAAGCAGGUAUGACAUACGGUGUAGUAUGUCAAACACAUCUUAUUCACAUGCUUUUCUGGGACUGUCUGAACUUAAGCAAGAGAUAAGGUAGUAUCUCUUCACAAAUUCUGUGCAGGAAGAAAGUUUGAUGAUAUUGUGAUUUCUACUGAGUUAACAUUAACUUGCUUAAAUGUCGUAUUUUCCUUGCUUUCUAACUGCUCUGCACAGUUAAUAUUCCUUUUAAAUUGUUAACAUUUUAAAUAGUAUUUGAGUGAUAAAUACAUCUUUUCCUUAAAAUUAUGUAUUUUCUUAGUUCCAUAAUAAUCUGCACUGCUCACCCUUUUGCAUUCUAAGUGAUAGAAGAUCAAUAUUUUCUAGCUGAACCUCACUGAAUGUCGGUGGUUUAAUAUGAAAGAUGCAUGCCUGGCUUUCACUUUGAACAUUUGUCAAGCAUCGGGAAUUUUCUGCUGGCGGUGAUGUUUAAUUGGUUAUAGUCCACUCAGUUCUUCAGAGCGUUUUGUGCCUGUGGAGAGUUUGGUGAUUAGUUGGAAAGACACCAUUUUUUAAAGAAUUAGAAAAAUUGUUUGCAAAAUGGUAACCAAAAUAUAACUUCACUGAUGGUCCAGUUCUAGUAAUUUAUCCUGGGAAGUUGUCCCAUUCUUCUUUAUUGUGUCUCCUUCCUUCUUCCAGAACCUUCCCCAAAGCAAUCUGAUCCCAACUUUUUCUUCAUAUUCUUUGGUUAGUAAUAGCUGGUUCCAUUCGUCAUUAUAGUUACCC